This is a messenger RNA of Copidosoma floridanum, 3019 nucleotides long. RefSeq lists its product as uncharacterized. NCBI's taxonomy places the organism in Eukaryota, Metazoa, Arthropoda, Insecta, Hymenoptera, Encyrtidae. The record is from RefSeq and is a predicted model, not a curated record.
AGCAAGCAGCUCCCGCGGCACAGCCAAGCUGCUCGAGGCUCAGUCGUUGGUCAUUCGGCACCGAGUCGAGAUAACCGUAGCAUGUGCAGCUCAACAAUCGUAUCAAGCAGCAGUAGCCGUCGUCGCACGCAGCAGAAGGAGCAGGAGGGCCAUCAUCGGGAGGUCGUGCUCUCGAGGAAACAUUGCAAAAAGUGCCAGCUCAACGGGAAACCGGCCCACAAGCUCGACAUCCACGGCUACCGCUAGCCACGCACUUUAUUAUUUAACUUUUCUUUGAAUUCUCACUUUGGAUUCAUAGGUGAAUGUAUGUUCAUUAUUUAUACAUUACACCGAGUUUUUUUGCUAUAAACGCGCGCGCGACAUAUUCUACUUUUAAACGUUGUGUGUUUCGUUGUUCUUGUCCUUAAUUUUCCUGCAAAAUCUUUGGUUUUCUGUCCUGCAAUCGGUUUUGACUGUUUUUGCUCCGAAACACUCGAGACAAAAAUAUUAAAGGGAAGAAAUCAGCUGACAACGUGAAAACAAAUGUCGCGAUUGUCGUAGAGUACAAAAAAAUCGGUGAGCUAUCUUUGAUUUUGCGCUGCUGCUGAACCAGAGGAAAAGUUGCAAAGGGAACACGAGAAAAAGUAAGAAUAUAAGAAGAAGAAGAAGAGUGCUGUGCGUGUGAGAGAGUGUCCAAGAGCCGAUUAUUAUAUUAUACAAGUACACUGCGCGUAUACCUGAAUAUACCAUCCCUAUACACACACACUCAUAAUAUACAUAUAGAAAGAGAGAGAGAGAGAGAGAGAAAAGGAUCAUCAAAGGCGUCAGGAUGUUGAGCUGUUGCACGAGCAAACCGGUGGCCCUAGCCAACGGCUGCGAGACUCUGCUCAGCAAGUGCGAGAUCCCGAUCAUCGACCUCGCACACGUGGGUACGGAGAGAUGCCCGCAGAAGGGAGUCGUGAAGCAGGUCGCUACAAAGCUGGCCGAGGCGCUCUCCGAAAAGGGACUCGCUCUCCUGGUGAACCAUGGCAUUCCCGACUGCAAGCUCAAAGCAGUGUACAGAGCCAUGGAUGAAUUCUGCGAGCUGCCCGAGGAGGCGCGCCUCAAGUACGAGCGCACUGCACCCUCGAAUCACGGUUACGUCAAACCUGGAGUGGAAAGAAUGACCAAAGAGGAGGAGGAGGAAGCGCGGCACUUGUUCAACGCGACGGGAUCGGGUGGUCCGAUGCCCGACGAGGAGGUACCGGGUUUCGGCAGCGCCGUCAAGGAGCUGUCUCGGGAUUUCAAGCAAUUGACCACGAUGUUAUUAACCGCACUGGCCGUGGGUUUGGACAAGACCCCGGAUUUUUUCCUGUCGAAGCACUCGAAGAUUCUCGAGCCGGGCAACGAGUCGACCCUUAGACUACUUUACUAUCCGGCCCUGGGCGCUCCCGAGCCCGGCGACACGCGUUGCGACGCCCACUGUGACUACAGCACUUUCACUCUCAUCGCUCAGGACUGCGAGGGCGGCUUCGAGGUGCAGAGCCCCCGGAGCGAGCGGUGGGUCCGCGUAGGCCACUUGCCAGGUGCCAUCCUCGUUAACAGCGGCGACCUCCUAAGCUGCUGGACAACCGGGGUCCUGCCGGCCCUGCGCCACCGGGUAGUCCCACUAGCUCCACGUUGUCGUCGCCACAGUAUCGCCUUCUACGUCCGGCCGGACGACGACGUGGCCAUCGAGCCCUUCGCCUUCGACGUCAAGCUCCCCGGCAGCCAGGAACAAUCCGCGCCCUGCCGCCUCCAGAAAAAGAAGAAGGGCGUCCUCACAGCCUACCACCACCUCCAGCGCCGUUUUCGCGAGACUUACGCCUCUUAACGGCGACUCAUAGGGGCUGCCACCGACGCCCCGUACCCUCGUCUCUUUAUUUAUUUGUUAACUUUGCGACGUGUAUGUUUACAAACAACGCACCUCCGUGUGAGUGUAAUAUGAGGGUGUAUUGCAUCGUGCACAUGAGCGCGAUGGUUGAGUUUUGGAUCAUCAGAGGAUCAGAGAGUCUUUGCGGGUGUACAUGUUAUUGUGAAAACGAUAGUUGUAAUCGGGUGCGAUUGGAGAGCGAUUGUCUGAAUUGUUUUUUUCUCUCCCACUCUUUUUCACGUGUAUUGAGUAUAGUAGGGGAUGUGCUACUGUAAUCAUGCUCGUGACAACUUUUAGGCGCAAAAUUUGUCGUUUGGAAAAGUAUUUUAGCCGCGUGUUUUGUGAUUUAGCUUUUACGAUCAAUCGUGUACUUUAUUUCGGCGUAAUUGAUUGUUGGUAAAAAUUUUAUUGAAUUUUUUUUUUUGUAGUAGUAAGAGUGGAAUUUUAUGUCAAUCACUGAAAAGUAGAAAAAUACUUAUUGCAUACUUCGUUUUCUGCGCUGGAGUUUUUAUGAAGGAAACACAAACAAAAGUGUAGUUCGGGAAAAAUAUUUUUUUACCCGAUGUUUGACAAUUAAAAGUAUCUUCUGUAUAAUAAUGUAUAAAUUGUAUAUUUUUUAGCCAAUCUCGAAUGUUCAUAUUUGAUCAUAAUUUACCUCAUAACGUAAUAUGUAUUAUACUUUACUCAUGAAAAUUCACAACUCAUUCUUAUGCAGAUUUUGGCGUAUUUUGUGCAGAAAAAAUAAAAAUAGCUGAAAUUUUUAUUAGUGAAGAUUUAAUGGAAUAAUUUAUAUCACGGCAUACAUUUUUCACAUGUAAAUUUUAAACGCACACCUGCAGACAUGCAAAACUCGCAUUUGAAAAGUAAAAUAAAUCUUUUCUCCAUAAAACCUUUUUCCGAUUUUCUGCAUUUUUUCCUGUAGUUACUCGAUUCGUGCCUGUCAACUUGGACUUUGAUGCAAAGCGUAUCUUUAUAAAAGGCAUUUAUUUUUGUGUAGAAACUAUUCGAACUCGAAAAUGUGUGCAUUCUUUGUUAUUAGAAAAAGGAAAUUUUCAUCUCUGAAAUUGAACAAGGUGCCAAAGUUGAGCGACGGUAGGCCGAUCGAUUUUAAAGAAAUGGUGAUGAACAAUGGUGUGUACAAACGAAAAA